This is a messenger RNA of Arachis stenosperma, 4113 nucleotides long. RefSeq names its product DIS3-like exonuclease 2. The record is from RefSeq and is a predicted model, not a curated record. The coding region runs from base 275 to 3604 and encodes 1109 amino acids. The transcript is spliced from 7 exons. Gene Ontology annotation, molecular function: 3'-5'-RNA exonuclease activity; RNA binding. Lineage: Eukaryota; Viridiplantae; Streptophyta; Magnoliopsida; Fabales; Fabaceae. Gene Ontology annotation, cellular component: exosome (RNase complex); P-body.
CGCCAAUGUCCCCGCCGACCAAUGAUAAGGUCCUUUUCUAUUCCUUUCCACUUCCAAUCUCCUCUCUUUAUUCACUCCUUCCUAACUUGCUUCUCUUCAAAUCUUUCUCUCUUCUCUAAUCUAACAUCUUCUUUCCCUUCUUCUCAAUCUUUUUCAUUCUUCCCAACCCUAUAUAUCCAUAGAUUUUUUCACUUAUUAGGGUUCUUUCUCUUCUAUUUAUUCUUUUUUUUUUUAAAUAAUUGAUUUUUUUCUCCCUACUUCUACGGGGGCAACUAUGAAAGCCGCAACUGAACAAUCCACUGUUGAGGGCUUUGAUAAUAAUAAUAAUAAUAAUAUUAGUAAUAAUAAUGUGGAAAAGGAGAAGAAGAAGAAACGACGUUCCAAUCGUCGUUCCAAACAAAACCCUACUUCCUCCUCAGCGAACGAGAUCUGUAGCGUAUCGUCGGAAUUCUUUGGUGACGGCACUGCGGCGCCUACUCCGACGGCUUCCCCAAUGAAGCAGCAAGGUGACAAUGCUCCUUACUGUUACGAUCAUCAACACGAUGAUACAACUUUUGUUUCGAUUCCGGCAGCGGCAGCCUCAAUUCAUAUCAACGAGCAAUCGCCGCCGCAAUUCGUCGAUGCGCAAACACAAGAUUCAUGGAAUGGUUGGAACGGAGAUUUGGUCCCGUCUCCCCCUCAGAUAGGGUUUUGCCCCCAAAGGUGUUAUUUUAGUCCACACUGGCCAAUGGAAGCUGUUGAGAUGGCACUUGAGAAGGGUGAUGUUUUUAAAGCUUCCUUUCGAGUGAAUGCUCACAACAGACUUGAGGCAUACUGCAAAGUUGACGGAUUGCCAACAGAUGUGCUCAUUAGCGGAAUUCCAGCCCAGAACAGAGCUGUGGAAGGUGACAUUGUUGCUAUUACAAUGGAUUCAUUCUCAUCGUGGACAAAAAUGAAAGGAUCUAACAGAACUUGCAACAAUUAUGCAACACCAGAAGAUUGUAGCCUCCUCACAGAAGCUGAUGAUGUGGCUGGCAAUAUCUAUAAAGGAAAAGGCGAGUUAGAUAAAGAUAAAGAUACCAAUUAUGACUCUGCUGAUUGCAGAAACUGCCCUAGUCAAAACCAGGAGGUUACUGAGGUCUAUCCCAACCCUAAUGAUAGUUGUCAUUUUCCUGAAAAGAAGUAUGCCUAUGAAGAUAGUGGUUCCCUGGGUCCAGUUUCACAUUUAGAUCCAGUUAGACCUGCCAAUGAUAGUUUUGAUGGGCAGAACAAUGCUGCUUUUGAAUCUUUGAAUAUGAGUUCUUGUAGCAAACAAAUUGAAGUAAUCAGUGCAGUGCAAAAGAUGUGCUCCUUAGUUAAUGCUUUCCCUUCCAAAAGACCAACUGCCAGGGUGGUUGCUAUAAUUGAGAAGUCUCCACGUCGAGAGCGCAUUGUAGGUCAACUCAAUGUGAAGCAGUGGAUAUCUGUCAAGGGUGUAAGCAGAAAAGAUGCAAAGAAAAAUAAGAAUCUGGUUUCUGAUAAUGAGUACAUCCAGUUGACACCAAUUGAUCCAAAAUUUCCUAAAAUGAUGCUUUUUGUUAGAGAUUUGCCAGAACACAUUAAGAAAAGACUACAAAGUGGUGAUGUGACAACUGAAAUGGAUCUGAUAGCAGCACAACUUUAUGAUUGGGGGGAAGAGAGUCUUUUUCCCAGAGCUCACAUCUUGCAUGUGUUUGGAAAAGGUAGCAAAGUUCAGACACAUUUAGACGCAAUUCUGUUUCAGAAUACGAUUUGUGAGUCUGAAUUUUCACCUGAAGCUAUGACUUGCCUACCAUGUUUUCCAUGGGAGGUGCCAGAAAAGGAAUUGCAGAGUAGACUGGAUCUUAGAAAUCUCUGCAUAUUUACUAUUGAUCCUUCAACUGCCACUGAUCUGGAUGAUGCACUGUCGAUUGAGAAGUUACCUAAUGGAAAUUGUAGAGUAGGUGUCCACAUUGCCGAUGUAUCAUACUUUGUUUUACCAGGCACUGUCUUAGAUGACGAGGCUCAGUUUAGGUCAACAACUGUCUAUAUGUUGCAAAAAAAGAUUCCAAUGUUACCCGCAUUAUUUUCAGACAAUAUAGGCUCACUUAAUCCUGGAGUGGAUCGAGUGGCGGUUUCAAUGCUCCUUGACAUCAAUCCUGCUGGGGAUGUUGUGAACCGUUGGAUUGGUCGUAGUGUUAUCCAGUCUUGUUGUAAGCUUUCAUACGAACUUGCUCAGAAUAUUAUUGAUGGGGCAGUUGAUUUUGAAAGUUCAAACAUCAUAGGAGAGAGCUACCCAAAGGUGCAUGGUCAAUUUGGAUGGCCUGACAUUAUUACUUCUGUGAAGAGCUUAUGUGAAAUUUCAAAUGUUUUGAAACAAAAGAGGUUCAAUGAUGGGGCUCUAAGGCUUGAAAAUCCUAAAGUUGCUUUCCUGUUUGAUGAGUAUGGACUUCCUUAUGACCUUAUACUUUCUGAACGGAAAGAAUCAAAUUUUCUUGUUGAGGAAUUUAUGCUUUUGGCCAAUACAACAGCUGCUGAAGUCAUUUGUAGAGUUUAUCCUGAUAAUGCAUUAUUGCGAAGGCAUCCUGAACCUAAUAUGCGAAAACUGAGAGAUUUUGUGGCAUUCUGUCAGAAGCAUGGUUUAAAAUUGGACACAUCUUCGUCUGGCCAGUUCCAUCAGUCACUAGAGCUGAUUAAGGAAAAGCUGAAGGAUGACUCUGUGCUCUUUGAUAUUCUUAUUUCCUAUGCGACAAGACCAAUGCAGUUGGCAUGUUACUUCUGUAGUGGUCAGUUAAAGGAAAGGAAGCAUGAGUGGGGUCAUUAUGCAUUAGCUGUUCCUUUUUACACUCACUUUACAUCACCACUGCGGCGGUAUCCUGAUAUUGUUGUUCAUAGGACACUACUUGCUGCUUUGGAGGCUGAGGAAUUAUAUCUAAAGCAUCGUAAGGCAUUGCUAGUUAACAAGGAAGAGGAAUUGCAGCGAUGUUUCACAGGCAUUAUCUUUGAUAAGAAUGCUGCAGAAUCUGUGGAAGGCAGGGAAGCUCUAUCAGCUGCAGCUUCAAAACAUGGAGUCCCAUCCACGGAAAUACUUGCAGAUGUUGCUGCUUAUUGCAAUGAGAGAAAACUAGCCAGUCGAAAUGUUAAAGAUGCUUGUGAUAAACUUUACAUGUGGCAUUUCUUGAAGAAGGAGAUCUUAUUGUCUGAAGCAAGGGUUCUGGGACUGGGCCCAAGAUUCAUGUCAAUCUAUAUUCAGAAGCUAGCUAUUGAGCAACGCAUCUAUUAUGAUGAAGUUGAAGGGUUAUCAGUGGAGUGGCUCGAAGCAACAUCAUCGGUGGUGCUAAGUAUGUCUGCUCAUAGGCGUGCAUUCCGGAGGGGUAGCCAUAAUAAAUGGAGGGCGUUUGAAGAAGUUGCUUUCGUGGUUGAUCCAUAUGACCUGAAAGUUGCAUUGGAUGGUUCUGAUGGAUGUGAGAACAGGGAUCCCAAUUCGAGGACCGAAAUUGACCCUGCAGUUUUCCCUCUCACGGUACAUCUUCUCUCAACAAUUCCGGUGGUACUCCAUGCUGUUGGUGGUGAUGAUGGACCCCUUGAAAUUGGGGUGAGGCUGUACAUGAGCUCGUAUUACGGGUAACUUGGUAAGGAUCCUGUUUGCAAAGAACAAGAAGUUACCUGGCGUUAUUACUUUGCUCCAUUGUAGAUAAGUAGACUUUUCCACUUCUAUAUGAAUAUGCUUAAAAGGCCUUGCACUAAAAUAUGGGAGAGUUUGUUGUAGCCUAUGUUUCUAACAGAAGCUUGCUGGAAUUGGCCAUUGUUUUUGUCGGCCUCUUCCAUUGUAUUAUUCACUUGGUUAGCGCCACAAGGUUCUAUUAUGCCAUUAUAUUGAGGCUGAGGACCUAAUUUAUACCUUUCUCCCCUUUAUUUUUCAUUUACCUUUUUGUUCCCCUUUGGGUCAACAUAAUCCCUUCCUAGUUUUCCUUGGUUUGACAACAGCCCAGUGUUAUUUUUUGGUUUGGGUUGGCAGAUGUUGUAAUGUUUACGUUAGUUCAAGAAUCAAGAUAUCUCUGCAUGUUUGUUUCUGAUAUUGGUAACUGAUGCACCUUUCAGAUGGAAUAGUGACACUGCAUUAUUUUUCAAGACUAC